Molecule: messenger RNA, 1362 nt
Organism: Oikopleura dioica
Lineage: Eukaryota; Metazoa; Chordata; Appendicularia; Copelata; Oikopleuridae
Source: the annotation of a GenBank genome assembly
AUGAAAGCAGGCGGUAGAGAUGUUGGAGUCAGUGACUUGUCGAAUCUUGGUGGUGGAGGAAGAACUUUAGACAAUGAUUAUGAAGACGAGUAUUCUGAAGAUGAGGACUUUUUUGCGGAAGAAGGAGGUCCACCAAACAUGGCUCGUCGUGUUUCGUUUGGAGAAGGAAACCUCAUGGGUCUGGGUAUCGAAGGCCACGAUCACGAUCUCGAAGAAGACUCUGCAGAAACGAAGAAACACAGAAUACGAACUACCCUUCUCCAGCUGGAGAAAGCCAAACAGAAGCCCGUCGCGUUCUCUGUCCGCGCAAAACUUGGCUUUAUCGGCGAAAGAUACACAGACAACGACGCUCCCUUGCCAGCUGGGACAAAAGACCUCUGCGGAAAUUUACGCGACUAUUUGGUGACCUUCGAGAACAAGGACUACCUGCACAUCAUCGAAAAGUUCAACAACGACUGGUGGAUCGGCCGCCAUCGGAACUCGGGUGGCGGAAUCUCCUCCCACCACGGCUCUGAUAUUGAUCUCAACUCUCACGCUGCCCAAGAAGAAUAUUCAAGACCCGCCCAAAUGGAAUCCUACGAUUACGACAUGGAUCCGAAAGACACUGGUCCACUCAAUCUCGGCAAAAAGUCUCAAAGACUGGGAAAGAAAGAACAGCCGUAUGUUGUCGUGCCAAAUAUGCGACCUGUGGUGUUUGUCGGCCCUAGUUUGAAGGGAUAUGAAGUUACUGAUAUGAUGCAGAAGGCGCUGUUCGACUAUUUGAAGAAGAAAUUUGAGGGAAGAUGCAACAUAGUUCGAAUUUCGUCGGAUCUUUCCCAGGCCCGGCGUAACAUGCCACGCACGGAAGAAAACCGGCCGAUCUGCGAGGAUUACGAUCGAAUUUAUGAAUUGGGCAAGAAUCUACAGCUGGUGAUUUUGGACUGCGACAUGAUAAACAAUCCGAGCCAGUUGGAGAAAACCGGCUUGAUGCCUAUAAAUGUCUUUAUAAAGAUCAACGACCCUGAAGUUCUAAAAAGGCUGAUCAGAUGGCGAGGGCGACAACAGAUGCGGCAUAUGAGCGUACAAUGGAUGGCAGCGGAAAAACUGUGCCAGUGCGAUCCGAAUGUCUUCGAUGUAAUUCUCGACGAGAAUGUGUUCGAAGAAGCGUGCGAGCAUCUGACCGAGUAUCUCGAGGCUUACUGGAAUGCCACUCAUCCUGUUCUUCCUGAGGCGACUCAUCCCAAGGAACUUCUCAACGGCGGCGAAAUCACUUCUAAUCUGCCGAAUGUUCUGACUAAGCUCAUCCCUCGUAACCUCCGGGAAAAAGUUGACCCUCGAAAGUAUUCUAUAUUUUCCGUGGCCUCAGACGAAGAACGAGUCUGA